Molecule: messenger RNA, 672 nt
Organism: Rotaria sp. Silwood1
Lineage: Eukaryota; Metazoa; Rotifera; Eurotatoria; Philodinida; Philodinidae
Source: the annotation of a GenBank genome assembly
AUGAAUCGAUUUGCUGAUAUCGAUCUUUCAAUUAAACGACUUCCACCUGUUUAUGGUUAUCGUAGUGUAAACUUUGUUUCAAUUGAAAAAGUCCUAGAACCUAUCGAAUCUCAUAUUGAUCAACUACCUUAUUACAUAAAAAUAGCUAAAAAAAACUGUCAUUUUCCGUCAGAACAUGGACUUACACAUGAUGAAUCAGCUGCUAUUUAUAUAUAUACAAUGGAAUGGGAUCGACAAGCAUUAAAAAUAUGGUUUCCAUACUUAAAAUUAUUUGAUUCAGCAUUGGAUAAGUUACCUACUGUAAAAGAGGUAGUAUGGAGAGGUAUACCUAUGGAUAUUGGCAAGAAUUUUACUGUGAACAAAAUUGUAACAUGGUGGAGUAUUAAUUCAUGUUCAUCAUCAGUUGACGUUAUUAAAAAUUUUCUUGGAAACAGCGACAAUACAACACUUUUUCUAAUCGAAGCUAUUAAUGGAAAGAAAAUUUCUGGAUAUACAGAAUUUGAAAAUGAAAAUGAAAUUAUUCUACGAAUGGGAUCACGAUUUCGUGUAAAGAGCGAUCCUUUAGUACAAAAACACGGUGGAUACGUCGUUCAUUUAAUUGAAACUGAUGAAAAUAAUGAUCAAAUAUCACCAUCAGGUAAGUUAUUUAAUAUUUUUUUCUCAAUGAAAUGA